AUGCUUCGACCUGUGGAGAGCGCACCACAUGUACACUCUGUACUUGGAGCGAAUCGGGGGACGAUCGGGCACAGCUCCGCAUUUUCAUGUUUACUUAAAAACAAUUUUCGACUGUUUUUAUCUAGCAAAGUUUAGAAAUCAUAGAGAAACAUGAAGAAGACCUGCGUGAAGACGUUUUGUAGUAGCUAAGAUGACUGCCAUGACAAUUCAGUGAGAGGAGAGGAUGCCAACUGAAGUGUUCGCUGCUCGCUGAAAAGGAGAAGAGUGCUUAUCGUAAAGAGAGGAGAGCAAGAAAGAAGAAAGGAAGGAGGAGGAAAGAAGAGAUAAGACGAGAGGGACAGGCAGAGGAGCGAGGGAAGGGGAAAGGGCAAGAAAGUGACGGAUAAGCGGUGGAUGGAGGCAGCUUGGACCGGGACUACGGAGCACUCUUCACUGACGAAGAAGAACAGCAGCAGCAGGACGGAGAGGAGAUGGAGGCAAAAGGCAGAAAUGUGCCCCCAGAUAUUAGCUUCCUUCCCCGGCCAGCAAUGGUGUGGUGUGAGCGAGGCAUCCAGGUGCUGCUGACCACCAUGGGGGCAUUUGCAGCGUUCGCCCUCAUGACUGUGGCCAUCGGUACAGACUACUGGCUGUACGCCCGAGCCUUCAUCUGCAACAGCACUGCCAACUCAUCCCAGGAUGACUCAAACAAUAAGGACAAGAAAGAUCCUGGGGCUCUGACCCACUCCGGCCUCUGGAGGAUCUGCUGCCUGGAAGGCUUGAAGCAAGGUGUCUGUUCCCAGAUCAAUCAUUUCCCAGACGACGCAGACUACGACCAGGAUGCUGCAGAGUAUUUGCUGCGAGUGGUGCGAGCGUCCAGCAUCUUCCCCAUCCUCAGUGCCAUACUGCUCCUGCUGGGUGGGGUGUGUGUUGCUUCCAGUGGCUUCUACAAGAGCAAAAGGAACAUCGUUCUGGGUGGAGGGAUUCUCUUUGUAGCUGCAGGCCUCAGCAACAUCAUCGGAGUGAUUGUGUACAUCUCAGCUGCACUGAGUGACAUCUCUCCUAAGAAAGAUGAGGAUAAGAAGUGGCACUACUCCUACGGCUGGUCCUUCUACUUCGGCGGCCUGUCCUUCAUCCUGGCUGAGAUGGUGGGUGUCCUCGCCGUCAAUAUCUACAUUGAGAAGAACAAGGAGCUGCGCUGUCGCUCUCGCACCGACCUCUUCAAGAGCACCACACACGCCGUGCUGCGGCUGCCCAGCUAUCGUUUCAGGCGGCGCUCUCGCUCCAGCUCACGCUCCACUGAGCCGCCACGUUCGCAGGAGACCUCACCCGUCGGCACCUCCAAGACCUUCAGCUUGCCCCCCUCCGCCCCGCCAUUCUCCGUGGCCACUCUGCCGAACCCACACCACACCAGCAGUGGAAGCGGCGGAGGUGGCGACAUCUCCAUGUAUACCCUGUCAAGGGACUCCAAGCUGGGCAGUCUGGGCGGCGGUGCCCCACCCCUCUACGGCACGGUGGACCGCGCCACGCUGUACCAGCUCCAUAACUACUUCCCAAAAGAUUCCAGCGGCAGUGGUGGAGGAGGAGGGGGAGCAGCGAUAAGCAGCAGUACACUGCCAUCUCACUCCAAGUCCAACCUGGCAGCGGCAGCAGCUGUAGCCCAGAAAACAGCACCGGUGAACACCUCCACGUCAGACGCCACACCGACCCAGCCAGCCCCGAUAUCCACAGCCACCAUGGAGAGGGACAGGGGCAACGUGGGAACCCUGGACCGACUGACAGCCAAAAGAGACAGGGAUAGCAACUCAGAUACACUUAACAGGAAAACGACGCCAGUUUAAAACCUCAGAGAGGAGGGAUAAAGGGUGGGGGUACGGAAAAGAGGCGUGAUUAAUAUCUGAGUUGUAAGAGUAUGGGAUACGUCACCAGUAAUGAGCCAUGAGCCUGUGGUAUCUAGCUGCCAUAAUGACUGUACCAAUAUCAUAAACAGUCAUAAAACACCUGACAUGUGCACGUUCGUGGCAACUGCCUUAAAAAUGGUCAUUACUUUUGCUCCAGCAGUGGUGCAGUGGGGGCUGCAGGGAAAUUUUCUUUUUCACAUUUAAUUUCAGCAUCACUCUGAUUCACAAGUUUAAAAAAAAUCGUGCAUGUGCACAGCCUCAGUGCAGUACCCGGAGGUUAAUUGCCUUGCUGGAAAGGCAGGGGAGCUCAUUCGUUAUUUUUCUAUCACUGUGUUGAUUGAGGCUCCUUCAAGGACUCAAACCAUAAAUUCACCAGUCACAAGAUGUCCAGGUUGAAACUGGGCUCAAUCUUGUUAGUUUUUACAAAGACCUGCAAAAUGUUGAACCAUGUUUUCACUUCCAAACCACCAAAUCAAUGUUUCCUGUUCUGAACACUUUCAAACAUCCUAAUAAUUACAUAAAAAGCAGCAGAUGGUGAAGGAAACACUUCUCUGUUACAUCUCUGUUUUGAAAGGAACACAGAUCCACAGAUGGGUAGAUUCAGCCAAGUACCAGGCUGCUCGGUGACAACUGGUCUGCCAGUCCAAGGUCAGCAGUAGCUACUUAACCUCUGGUGCCAUGUGUGUAAACUCAUCCACAUGACACACAUGCAGCAGGAGAGCCUGACGCACUGUGAGCCCAUUUAUUUUUCAUCAGGUGUCAGAGGUAAUUGCAGUGACAGAUGGCAUUAGAGAAAGGAACAGCCAUCGACUUUAGGCUUCACCCUGAACGCCUCCAUUACACCACUGCCAGUUGUCACAGAUUGGUUAAACACUGCGACAAAUGUCCAUCUGAACAAGUAACUUCCUGAAUCUUUCUACAAAUGGGUGAAAUAUUGGCCUAAUUCUGAGCAAAUGGAAGUCGACUGCUCUUGUUUUAAGAUGAUCUCAAGUGUUGUUCCAAGACAAAUGGCUCUGGAGACAAAAAAGCUUUCAGUACUUUAGUUAACCUACAGUAUGUAAGUUUCUUUAUAUAUAUUUUUGUUGUAGAAAUCUGCUCCAAAACAUGUCUCAGUGUGGAGGGGAGCUGUCGAAGCCUCCUGUGACCCAGACUCAUUGAGCAAUGGCAGCAUUGCAGAGAUUUUGGCUUUUAAAAGGUUUUGAGCAGGAUUAACUUCUCUAAUCAAUCAGAGAUUCUCACUUUCUACAAAUAUGUGAAGAGCUGGGCGGAGAGUGGCGGGUUGUCGUAGAGCAGAGUGGAGCAUGGCGAGGGAGCGCUGGGCAGAGCAGAGUGGGUUGGUUUGGAGGUUCAUGCUAGCGCAGCCUUAAGUUACAUACUUUAAUUUUAGAUCUUUUAUUGAGACUUCAGUGCUUUUUUUUAAAGUCCAGUAACUAAAGGCCGUCAGUUUUGGAUGAUUCAAAAAACCCUCGGUUACACUCGAUGACAGCAAAAGAGAAACAGACAGACAGAAGUGUUGCUAAAUGCACAUCCAAAGUCAAUGGAAGUACUUGUAAACAAGGACCUUUUGCCCUUUAUGGGAUGUUUAUCUGCCUAAAACUGAUUUCAGGACUUCUAUGACUGUUUAUUCGAUACUGGGAGAUAUGAGGCGGCGUCCAUUGAGUGUUCCUACAAAGGGCUGCAUCCACAGGUUACGGGGUGGGGGUCGCUUCAGUUAACACUCAGGGGGUGGAGAUUACAAAAGAACUUGGAUCAAAAGCUAAAAGUAAGUUAAUGUGAAACAUCAACUAUUAAAGUAAAAACACUAAAGCACAUGAUAAACUCUGAAGUUCUAUUAAGAUCAUUUGUAACAAACAGUCAGAUUUUGGUAUUUUUUCUGAUGAAAUGUUGUCAGAGAUAGUUGGAGGACGUAGUCCAGAACAUUUUGGACUGAAACCCUUCACCUGUUCUAAAUCUGACUAUUGGCGUUUGAAAAUAAAUUC
This is a messenger RNA of Monopterus albus (swamp eel), 3856 nucleotides long. Its product is annotated as voltage-dependent calcium channel gamma-4 subunit-like. The record is from RefSeq and is a predicted model, not a curated record. The transcript is spliced from 6 exons. Gene Ontology annotation, cellular component: AMPA glutamate receptor complex; postsynaptic density membrane. Gene Ontology annotation, biological process: calcium ion transport; neurotransmitter receptor transport, postsynaptic endosome to lysosome; neurotransmitter receptor internalization. Gene Ontology annotation, molecular function: channel regulator activity; voltage-gated calcium channel activity. The coding region runs from base 471 to 1817 and encodes 448 amino acids. NCBI's taxonomy places the organism in Eukaryota, Metazoa, Chordata, Actinopteri, Synbranchiformes, Synbranchidae.